Messenger RNA from Chondrus crispus (carragheen), 660 nucleotides. RefSeq lists its product as hypothetical. The record is from RefSeq and is a predicted model, not a curated record. Gene Ontology annotation, biological process: dTTP biosynthetic process; dTDP biosynthetic process; dUDP biosynthetic process. The coding region runs from base 1 to 660 and encodes 219 amino acids. Gene Ontology annotation, molecular function: ATP binding; dTMP kinase activity. Lineage: Eukaryota; Rhodophyta; Florideophyceae; Gigartinales; Gigartinaceae. The transcript has a single exon. Gene Ontology annotation, cellular component: cytosol; mitochondrion; nucleus.
AUGCCACGCGGUACGCUGAUCGUGUUCGAAGGGCUGGAUCGUUGCGGGAAGACGACGCAAACGCGCUUGUGCGUGGAGGGGCUGUCACGCACGGGUGUAAAGCUUGCGGCCGGGUUGCCGUGGCGGUUCCCGGAUCGGACGACGCCGAUCGGGGAGGUGCUGAAUACGUACCUGACGAGCAAGACGGAACUGGGGGACGAGGCUGCGCAUCUACUCUUCUCGGCCAACCGGUGGGAAAAGGCGGCAACGAUACGCGAAGCGCUGGGCAGGGGCGAGACGGUGGUGUACGACCGGUACGCGUACUCAGGGGUGGCGUACUCCGUGGCCAAGGGGCUCGGGAUGGAGUGGUGCCUCGCGGCGGACGAGGGGCUGCCCCGGCCGGACGUGGUCGUGUUUCUGGAGGUCGGCGUGGACGAGGCGAGGGGGAGAGAGGGGUUUGGGGGUGAGCGGUUUGAGGAAGCAGAGACGCAGAAGAGGGUCGGAGCGGUGUUUGAUCGGCUCAAGGGGGAGGGGUGGAGCGUUGUGGAAGGGAGCGGGCGAAUGGAGGAGGUGGCGGAGAGGGUUAAGGCGGUUGUGUGGCCGGUGGUUCAGGCGGUGACAGGAAGAGAUGACGAGGUUGGGGAGCUUUGGGGGCAAGGGGUGAGGAAGCGACAGGGAUGA